Messenger RNA from Belonocnema kinseyi, 1551 nucleotides. Its product is annotated as estradiol 17-beta-dehydrogenase 11-like. The record is from RefSeq and is a predicted model, not a curated record. The coding region runs from base 404 to 1375 and encodes 323 amino acids. Gene Ontology annotation, cellular component: lipid droplet. Gene Ontology annotation, molecular function: oxidoreductase activity, acting on the CH-OH group of donors, NAD or NADP as acceptor. Lineage: Eukaryota; Metazoa; Arthropoda; Insecta; Hymenoptera; Cynipidae. The transcript has 9 exons.
AACUAGGGUCUGUGACGGGAUCGCGAACCAGUGAGUUUACUGACUUCCAAGCAUUCAAGCCACUGUCUAGAUCCACAGAGGAGGACUAUAGAGAGGAUAGUGAAAUGCUUAAUGUUUAUGCCUGGCCAUUCGUAUAGUGCGCUCGUGUGGGAAACAGCGCUCUCAACAUCCGCAGGACAAUCGCUUCGCAUCAGUAGAGUACCCACUUUCUACAAUUCAAGAAAACAUCAAUCACCACAAAAACAAUAGGAAACAUUUCAGUCUAUCAUCUCUGUUUACGGCUUUUAACAUUUUGGACAAGAUUUAAACUGGUUUUUCCUGAUCGUCAAAAGUUGUGGUCACCAGAUCUCGCAAAAAUUGAUGUCGAAACCCUGAUUGGUACAACUUCUAACCAAGUAUCAAAAUGGAUAUCAGGGGUAUUUUCCAUAUAAUAUGCGACCUUCUACUUGUCAUGGGAAUGGCUGUAGUAAACAUAACGGAAGCAGUUGUUUUAAGAAUUAUUCCCAGGCGCUAUCGCAGUAAAAGCGUGAAAGGAGAAGUGGCACUUAUUACUGGAGGAGCUGGAGGAAUUGGAAAAAUAAUUGCCGCCAAAUUAGCCAAUCUUGGUUGCAAUGUAGUAAUAUGGGAUAUCAACAAAGUUGGCAUUGAACAAACAGUGGCGGAAAUCAGACAAGGUGGCGGAAAAUGUUGGGGCUAUUAUUGUGAUAUAAGUGACAGAAAAUGCAUUUACAGAAAUGCAAAAUCAGUCCAGGUUGAUGUUGGCAAUGUAACAAUAUUAAUAAACAAUGCUGGAUACAUUUAUGGGGACACUUUAUUGAAAAUACCUGAUGACGAAAUUGAGAGGACAUUCAAUGUAAACAUUUUAUCACAUUAUUGGACCACGAAGGCGUUCUUGAAAGAUAUGAUAAAAGAUAAUCACGGCCAUAUUGUAACUGUCGCAAGUGUCGCAGGAUUAUUAGGGACAUAUAAUUGUACUGAUUACUCAGCUACUAAAUUUGCAACUGUUGGUUUUCACGAAAGUCUAUUUUCUGAGUUAAAGACUCAUGGUUAUGAUGGAAUACAAGGCCUUUUGGUAUGUCCAUAUUUCAUAAACACGGGAAUGUUUCCAGGUGUCAAACCCAGAUUGAUGAGUACAUUAGAACCAGAGUAUGUUGCUGAAGAAAUUGUAUCAGGAAUUUUAACCAAUCGUAUGCUGAUUAUACUUCCUAGUAGCAUAAGAUGGCUCCUGCUACUAAAACACCUUCUACCAGUCAAAAUGUGCUGGGCAAUGAUGUAUCAUGUUGCACGAGGUCCUCAAACAAUGAUGAUGUUGGCCAGAAAACAUACACACUUACCAGAAACAAAAUCUGACGAUGUUUCUCAAGUCCAGGAAUAAUUAUUAUUUAUUAAUUAUUAAUUAAUAAUUCGUAACAUCUAAUACACAAAUAUUAAAGACUGAGAAGAGGCUUGACGUUUUCCGCCGAAAAAAUUCGAGUCGCUGAGAAGUAAAAUUGUACAAUAAGGAAGAGAGACUUGUGUAUAAAUAAAGAUAAAAUUUUAUUAUUUACAUAA